UUAAGCAGUGAACUGUUUUUUUUUUUUAUCAAGGAACAUUAUUACUCAUCAGAUGGGACAGGUUUUAUACAAAACCGGUUUAGGUAGAUUCAACGCCAACUCCCUCAGCAGCAACGAAAAUAUCGCCAAAGAUACAAACUAUGUACAACAAGAUUUCAAAAGUAUGGCUGCUAGUCCAAGAGAAGAUCCAGCAGCAUGCUUUGAAAGCAACCUCGCUCUCAAACUGUUUCGUUAUUGUGUUGGUCAAGGCAAAUCCCUUGACCUAACGCAGAACUUUGAAAAUUUCACCGCAGAUGCAACGUGUUACAAUGCGUUGCUAUGUUUGCUGGACAUGCUACCUACCAUGGGAAAGCAUCGGACAUCAGCUAAAAAUGCCCGCCAAAAUUUCAUCAACGAGAUAAAAAUCGGUGAUAGUUUGGAAGCAUACUUGGAAUCUUGCCAGCAAGAGAACAAAAAGCUCGAAAGGUUUCAGCCGUACAUUUUAAAAAUGGGUGCUACUGAGUAAGCAUCCUAUUAUACUAUCUGUGAUGGUCGUGCCUUGUUAGUGAAGCCAUCGAAAGCUGCUAAUGCUCUUUCAGAUUUAUU
Messenger RNA from Hydra vulgaris (swiftwater hydra), 585 nucleotides. RefSeq lists its product as uncharacterized. Lineage: Eukaryota; Metazoa; Cnidaria; Hydrozoa; Anthoathecata; Hydridae. The record is from RefSeq and is a predicted model, not a curated record.